CGUUCUCAAGACACGCCGUGACUGGUCGACGUUAGAAACACAGCUUGCGUUUGCACGCCGAAACCCCGCCAAUCUACAAUUACAUAAUCUAUGAUUACGAGAAAGUAGCGAUGGCGUUUUAUGGCCUGUGUUCUUUUGUGAGUAAAAAGUGGCGUUCUUGUUGGAUUUUCUAUGGGAGAUCGGUUCAUUAAUGUGAGCCCUGUGAUCAAUAUUGGAAAAGGUCGCACAAGUCUGACUAAUUGGAGAAAGAAAGCGAAGAGGGAAAGACGAAAAGGUAGCGAGCGCGAGGAAUAUAUGAGCUCCCGCUUUCGACGGCCGGCAAACGGAUUUGUCUCUGGCGGCAAAUGAAAUAUUUUAGUAAACUGACCAAAAUAAUUCCACCGAGAAACCAGCCUCCGCUGUAUGUGAUCGAUUUUGUGUUUCACUGAAAAGUUUCUAACAAUGUCAGAGUCAGAAAAGAAAGAGAACUGUGCGAUAGAGUGUAAAGAUAUCGGUUCGGAAGGUUUGGACCAAUGUAAUAGCAUGGAGAACAGCGGGGUCAGUUUAAACGAGAGUCAAGAUUUUCAUCUCGUAGACUUCGAAGACGAUACUUCUUCGGAUAAAGAAGGAAAGACUCCGGAAGUAUCGCGUUAUCCUUUAACCGGUAACAUAGACACUGCGGCGAAUGUGUCUGAAACCACAGCGGUAGAAUCUAAAUCGACUAAUUCUGCCGAGGAUCAAACUUUUAAGAAAGAAGAUGCGGAAAGUACACAAUUACCUCAAGUAACGGAAGAAGAAAAGGUAAAGGACGAUGAUAAUACUUUGAUAAAUAAGGAGAAACUUGUUGAUGACGAAGAGGAGGACGUUAUACAAUGUACCCCUCCUGAGGAUUAUUCGCCAUCCAAAAAGCAGGUUCUUAGUAACACAGGUGUGACGAGCCUGAAACGAAAAGCAGGAUCUUUCGACGAACCGCCCAAAAAGAUUUUGAAAACCAGCCCCAACGAGGAUACGUCUAUGAACAAUGAAAAAGAUGCGCAAGAAGAAGAGAGUCAGUUGUUUAAAGCCGACGAUACUCAGGCGGAUUUUCCUAAAAACUGCAUCGAUGCUAACACGAUAAUUGCUGAAACUCAAGAUGUUCCAGACGACGAAGUCACGGAAACGGCAACAGAUAAAUCGGUUAAAGAUGAACAGCUGACAGAGGAUUCUAAAACAUAUUUAGAAUCGCGUGUACAAGAAGUAGAUAAGAAUGAAAAUUUUAAUGAUACGGUGAAACCAAACGAAGCUUUCACAAGCAAAGAAUUUAAAGAUGAGAGCGACGCGAAUGACCCAAACGAGGACAGUACAUCGGUUUCCAAAACAGUUACUACAGAAAAAGUAACGUCAGAUAAGAAUAAUACGAGUGCAAUGGACUUGAACCCGAAUGAAGACUCGAACAGUAAUACACGGGAUAUGAAAAUAGUACAAGAUAAUAAGGUGGACGAGAAAGAAAGCGACGUUGAAUCUACGAGACACUUAAAUGAAAAGCCUAAAGAAACUCGAGAAAUAUCGGAUUCCGACAAAACAAGUGAAUCUCAUUCCAACGUAAACUCUGAAGCUACGAUUAAAAACAGAAUGAGCAUAGAACUUAUAUACGACAGAACUGCGAUUCAAGAAAUGAAAACAAAGCCCAAGGAAUUGGUAGAGAUCGACGAGGAUGGAGAGAAGAUUGUACUAGAUUCUUCGGAAGAAGAUUGCGACAUAAAAACGGAUGGUAAGAAAACUUUGGAUGAUACGAAAGCCGAAACAAUAUACAAAAGUUGCUACGACAGUAAGAGCAGUAGCGAGUUUAGUUACAAAUCGGUGGGAACCGCUAAAGAGUCGUCUCUCGAAUCAGCGAAAUCUAGCAGUAAACUUGUCAACGGAAGUACAGAGUCCAAAAGGUGUGAUACGGACAGUACGUCUAGCUUGCAAUCGGACACUUUUAACGAUACGCCGAUCACAGCCGACAAAACAGACCACAAUAUUGCUAUGCUCGUACAAAGCGUACACAGACAAAACAAAGCGGUCGCUUCUUCCAAGGACAAUGAUCACGCUGAUCUAUUGAGCGUAAGCGACAACGAACCCGACGUUUUUAUUAUGGACGACAAAAGUAAAUCAAACUUAACUCACGGUAGUUCUAUAACAAAGGCUCUGCACAUGGAAAAAGAAAUUGGUAUAUAUAUCAGAAUGAAAUGUUUACUACAAGUCGAAGAAGGUACAAAGGAAUUCCUAAGCAAGGAGAUCACUGGCGUGCAGUGUGAAGCUGUCGCGGAGCCAACAUCGAUACGUCAGAAAAACAACGAUACCUCUGCCUCUUUGGCAGACAUUUCCGGGAACGACAAUAAGGAUGCGUCUCCAGGAUCUAUAAACAGUAAUCCUCAGUUGUAUCCGUUGAACCCUUCUAGACUUUCAUUCGCAUCCACUAUCAGUUCUUUGAGUUCCGUAUCCAGUGCUGCGUCAUUGGCAGUGAAGCUCGCGAUGCGAGACAGCUCGCAUUUCUCUCUACCGAAAGCACCCGCGAAGCACGCGAAGAAGCACGUCACCGACAUGCAUUCGUUCACCGACAAGCAGACGAUAGACGAAGCGUACGAUCGUCUCAGUAAGGAGUGGCAAAACAGUCGACUCCUCACGACAAGCGUUUUGAAUUUUCUAAACGGAGAGCUGAGCGGCGUCGACACGUACAAUGCGAGCAAUGAAAGGAUAGACGAUCAGUUACAGAAGAUCCGCUCCUCCACGCCGGAAGUCCCGCUGGAAGCGGUUCAAGCGCAAACUCCUAAAAGCACAAGAAAGAACAAAGCGGUGAAGAGGCCAAGAAGCAAAAGCACCAAAUUGGAUAAUCAGUCGAAUGGACUGAACAAAGCUUUGUCAAAGGCAUUAAGUCCCACGGAGAACAAUGACACGCCGAGUAAGAAGAAAAGUAAAACAGAGCACACGGACGUCGCCUUGAGUACCGUUGACGUUUCAACGAAACUACCGGUGUCACAGUCGAUGGUGGACGACCUGAUUAGAAAGGACGUGUUCGCUAAAUGGUCCGACAAUAAUUACUACCCCGGUACGGUUAUCGACAAAGUGAAAACAAAGUAUAAGGUACAUUUCUACGAUGGGAAGAAUAAAGUGCUCAUCGAGGACUUCAUUAUAACGAUACCGAAAGUUUUGAAAACAGGCCUGUCCGUCUACGCUAUCACUAAGAACGACGAUUACGGAUCCUGCGGUAUAAUCGUCGAUGUCCAUACUGUAAAUAACGAAGUAUAUUAUACAGUAGAAACAGACGAGGGGGAGAAAUUGAAGGUUCAAGUUAAGGAUAUCUUUCUGUCUUUCGAUCAAGCUCAAGUGUUGAAGGAACUGAACUCGGAGAACAAAAGUCUUCCAACCACGCCGAAGCAUUUAGGUCAAGUAUCUUUAGAUAAUAUGGUCGACGGUAAAAGGCGCUCCAGAAGAAUCGGCACCCCGGUCUUUUCGACGCCCAAGUCGAAAUUAACGCACACGCCCGCGGCGAAGAACAUAGCGGAGCCGUCCGUUUCCGGCGUUGCGUCGACGCUCGCGAAAGAGAAGAAGCCGAUUUUCGAGAGCGACGGAGUGUCCAGCGAUUCGAACAUCUCCGUGUCGGACGAUAUAUUGUUCAUCGGCGUGCAGCCGGAAAUAAUUGGGACUCCUCACGAGCAGAUCGUGAAAGGACCGCAGAGUCGCAUUAAAGGCAAACCGAGAAGUAAGAAGAAAGUCGACGACGAGCAGACGAUCGCGACGUUCGGCCCGAUACCGAGCAAGGACUCGAAUCUGUUUAAAGGCAUGUCCUUCAUCUUGACCUGUGCGCCGUUGGAGACUCUCGAUCGGUACCAGUCCGACAUCAAGGAUUGCAGUUCGGAUCCGGGAACAGAGAACGAGGAGGAGUGGUCGAAGAAACCGUUCGUCAGAGACAGAUUGGUCAUGCAGAUAUCAGCCGGCGGUGGGAAAGUUUACACGGACUUUAAUGAAAUCCCAGAAGAUGAAUACAAAAGUACAAAACUAAUAACAAACGUGCCAAACACAACUGCGAAGACUUUACUGUGUCUUUCAGUGGGUAUACCCGCGUACAAUCACAACUGGAUCAUAAGGUGUUGCCAAGAGGGAAAGAUCGUGAAUCCAGCGGAGGACGAGCUACCCGCGGGAUGGAGUUUGGAUAAGAAGUCGUAUAUCGAAAUGUUUCAGCGACCCAGCAACAAACCAUUGACGGAGGUUGUUGUAAUAAUUCCAAAUAUAGAAUCGGAGAAGUUGUUUGUCAUAUUUUGGCGAAAAGUGUGCGAGAACAUGGGUGCUGUUGUUUUAUUAGCAGAUAAACCUGAUGCAAUGGAAAGUUUCGUGGAAGGAACAGUGGUUGUCACAAACAAGUCGUGUCCAUCGUGGGUAGUAGAAAAGGCCAGUGAAUUACAAAUUCCGUUGCUUUCUACAACAUGGGUUGUUCAGUGUCUAAUAGAGGGGAAAUUAUGUCGAGACGACAGGCAACUUCGUUAUAAAUAUAAUUAUACGCAGAAUUAGGUACAUUUAUUUGUCGAAACUACUUUUUGAGUUGAAAAGCAGGUAGAAUCCUGUCUUUGCGGAUUAUAAAAUCUUUAUUUUUAUUGUAUUACUCUGGAUUAUUUGUUUAAGCAAUUUAUGUAUUACAAAGUAACUAAUACUUUAAAGUAUUGCUUUGAUACUUGCCUACGAUAACUGAAAAAUCCAUUCAUUCUGUGAGUGUCCGUUAAGGAUUAAGUUCUUAACAGUCGAGUAUGUUUCAUUGGAAGAAAUGUGUGUAAAGAUAAUAUUUAUGCCCGAAAUAUCGAAACAUAUUUUAUACGAUAAUAUUCUGUACUAUAUGGAUAUCUGAUGUGAAGGUUUCUCUUACUAUGACUACUCGAUAUACGGAAGCCAAGUAUGCAUAACAACAUACGAUGUCGCUUAUCAUAAAUAGAAAGCUAUAGGCAUUAGAAUUUUGUAACAUUUUGUAUAAAUUGAAUUCGAAAUGGAAAAUCACUUUUAUAAGAAACUAAUUGUAAUGUUAAAGAAGAAAACGUCACAUUAUGAUUCUUGAUCAUAAUCUAUGAUAAUUAAAUGUCUCGCCACUUGUCUGAUUU
This is a messenger RNA of Nomia melanderi (Alkali bee), 5087 nucleotides long. NCBI's taxonomy places the organism in Eukaryota, Metazoa, Arthropoda, Insecta, Hymenoptera, Halictidae. The record is from RefSeq and is a predicted model, not a curated record.